This is a messenger RNA of Protopolystoma xenopodis, 1587 nucleotides long. Lineage: Eukaryota; Metazoa; Platyhelminthes; Monogenea; Polystomatidea; Polystomatidae. The record is from the annotation of a GenBank genome assembly.
AUGAAGAAGAUUAAUAGAGAAGCACUUAUCACAAUUCUGGCAGCAUCGCCUUUCCUAUUUAUCAUAUUGGUCCACAUAAAGGAAGUUCAAGGUCAAAAGGAAACGAUUGAAUGGAAAACCGAUGAGAUGGUAGAUUCCAGGAGCACCAUUGUCAGCCUGAUUCCAUUAGCAACAGUAAAUCCUACAAUACAAACUAUGUUUAGCAACGAAACUUGCUCCAGCGAGCCGAAUUAUUCAUUACCAGUGACAAUCAUCGUCUGCAUCAUUCUUCUCCUUAUUGUGAUGGUAACUGCGGGAGGUAACUUUCUUGUAAUUCUGGCUGUAUUUCUUGUCAAAAAGCUGCAGACGCCGAGCAAUCUACUCAUCGUCAGCUUGGCAUUCAGUGACUUCUUUGUCGCGCUCCUUGUGCUUCCCUUCGGUAUAAUUACAGUGCUUUGCAAAGAGUGGCCUUUCAACGAAGGAGUUUGUGACAUGUACAUCUCUUUUGACGUUCUUCUUUGUACUUCAUCAAUCUUAAAUUUAUGUGCCAUUUCUAUAGAUCGUUAUCUUGUCAUCGCUAGGCCCCUACAGUACGCUACAAAACGAACACCUUGCAGAAUGGCUGUGAUGAUUGCUAUUGCCUGGAUUGCUUCUGCUUUGAUAUGUAUCCCUCCCAAUUUCGGGUGGAAAACACCCAUUGGGGCUUGUGUUUGUAGUUAUAGUGAAGACAUUUGGUAUCAAAUCUAUGCAACAUUUGGAGCAUUUUAUUUGCCACUUUUUGUGAUGCUCGUGCUCUAUGGUCGUAUCUUCAAGCUUGCCAGAGAGAUGUCGAAGGCGGAUGCCAGACAAAAGGUGCGUAGGGGGUCUUCAGGAGCUACUGGCAUCGAAUCAGAAGCGAUAUCUGAAGUAGUGAUGCCUCCAACAAACGGACCAGAGUCCAGGCAUCAGAUUUUACCUUCACGAGCUUCGAUCAAGGCUGGUUCUCGGUUGCCUAAUGAAUUGGCCAAUUUGGAGCCCGCUGUUGCCUUCCAAAGUCAUAGCAUAGACUCAGAAAAUGCCAGACGUCUCCUAUCGAACGGAGGAAUUGCAGGCAAUAAACCAGUUUACGGUAGCUCAACAACAUUCAGAGCCGAGAAAGGCCCCUCCCUAGUAAUGCUGUUGGCUGAGCAGACAGGACCCAUUAAUGAUAUGGAUGAAGAGUUAACCGGUGAGCGUAACUACGGGGUAGAAAAAGAAUGGAGUGAAGGCCAUCCAUCACCUAAAAAUGCUGCUUUGUGUUCGACCUCAGAGGAAGUCUGUGAUGAUAUCGUUACUGGUGUUGACACAUUCAGAGGAAACACUAUGCUCCCCUUUACUAAUUUAACAUCAUCUCAGUCUCCUCAGUGCUUGCGAAUGGUGAGUCCGCAGAGACAAACCAGUCUUCUGAGCCGAGGAUUUGCAGGCAGCCCAGGAAGAAAGCACUCUUCUAACGUCUCAAAGCGGAUGCGCAAUAAUUCCGACACCAAGGCAAUAAAAACGCUUGGCAUUAUUAUGGGUUGUUUCUGCCUCUGCUGGCUGCCGUUUUUCAUUUUUCAGGUAUGUAGUCAUUCCGGAAUAGAAAAAUACUGA